UGCGUCUCUAAAUAAUUUUUUAUUCACAUUUCCAAAAAGGCAUGAAAAAAUUUGAAGAACCAAAGACAACAAAAUCUGAAGAUGGGGUCGAUUUCAUCAGUAACAUGCCGGAUUCUAUUCUUCUAUUGAUUCUUUCCUUUCUUUUCUUUACAGAAGAAGUAAUUCAAACCAGCAUUUUGUCCAGACGAUGGAGGUAUCUGUGGACCUCAAUUCCCUCUCUAGACUUAUUUUCCCGAUUUCACCGAGAAGACAAAUUAAAAACAGACGAAUUCAAAGACUUUGUGUUUUGGGUUUUAGCAAACAGAUCGGUCGAUUUGUAUCGUUUUAGUUUAGAUUGUUAUGAUUACUACAGCAUGUCGACAGUAAGGCGGUGGAUUCACAUGGCCGUUACAAGAAACGUCAAACAACUUCAGUUGACGUUUUACCCUGAAGAGGAGAAUGAGGAUGUCGAGCUGCCCCAUUGUCUUGUGACUUGCUGUUCCUUGGAGGCAUUACUGUUGGAUUUGAAUUAUCGUGGUCUAAAGUUGCCUAAUAUUAUGGUGUUUCCUGGCCUUAAGGAUCUUUAUUUGGCCUAUGUUGACUUGGGUGACGGCAGUGUGGUAAAAGGUUUUCUGGAAAGCUGCCCUUCGCAUGAGUAUCUGGGUUUGUUAGACUGCAUGCUAUGCAAACUUGAUCUUCUUUGUAUUUCAAGUCCGAAGCUCAAGAAGCUUAGCAUUCUUAAUGUGGCCCUUAUGGAUGAUGGCCAGAGUGGCGGAGUUAAGAUUUCCUGCCCAAAACUGGUAGAUUUGGAGUUAAGAGGUCUUAUAGCAAAUAAUUUUUUCUUUGAAUGUCUUGACUCCUUAAAUAAAGCAGGAAUUGAGCCUAAAUUGACCGGGAACAUCAAAUCUGUAUUGUUUCCUGGAAUUUCUCAUGUGGAACAUCUGUGGAUUGACCUUUACUUCUUUAGUCAGUGCAUUAAUGUUGCACGUAAUCCGGCCCUACCUAAUCUGAAGACUCUGGCGCUAAUCACAGCAAUUGAUGCCUUCACCAUGGAUGAACUCAUUCGAAUUCUCAAAUAUUAUCCCAAACAAGAGUCUCUCAAGUUAAUUGUUAAAGAGGAAUUUGAUGGGCCGGAAGAGCGGGAGUUGCAUGAAGGUGAUGCAAGAAAAAUGAUGACUCCAGAUGUGAAAAAGCUUGAGUUUUUUGAAUUUAAGGGAGAAAAGCCGAAUCUCGUUUUAGAAUGGCAUGAAGUCACAAUUAUGGAAAUAGUUUUUAGUUGGGGUACCAAAGCCGAUUACUUUUCUUAUAAUAGAUUAUGA
Molecule: messenger RNA, 1298 nt
Organism: Lactuca virosa
Lineage: Eukaryota; Viridiplantae; Streptophyta; Magnoliopsida; Asterales; Asteraceae
Source: the annotation of a GenBank genome assembly